Pseudovirgaria hyperparasitica is the source of this 877-nucleotide messenger RNA. RefSeq lists its product as uncharacterized. The coding region runs from base 1 to 816 and encodes 271 amino acids. The transcript is spliced from 3 exons. The record is from RefSeq and is a predicted model, not a curated record. Lineage: Eukaryota; Fungi; Ascomycota; Dothideomycetes; Acrospermales; Acrospermaceae.
AUGUCCUCGAUCGGCCCUGAGCUACCACCACACCUUCUUGCAAAGCGAAAGAGGCAAGCAGAGGAGCAAACCACUGCCAAAGCCAUCCCAAAAGGCGAUGCGCGCCCAAGUCCCGAUGCAGGCGAGAAGCGGAGAAGAAUAGUAGGCCCUGCACCACCACCUGCACCUCUAGAUGAGUUACCGCCCCGUAGCCCUGAAGUCGACGACAGUAGUAGCAGUGAUGAUGACUUCGGCCCAGCGCUACCCACUGGUGAUGAGUCUGCAACUGAUUAUCGUGAAGACAAACUACCAGCAGCUGAGAAAAUGCAAUGUCACACCUCAGAGAAGAAGCCUCAAAGAGAUGAGUGGAUGAUGCUACCUCCCAAACAGGAUGAUCUUGCCGCUCGAAUGGAUCCGACGAAGAUACGCGCACGGAAGUUUAACACAGGCAAGGGUGCAAAAGCUGGAGAUGCAGGUGGCGGCAGCUCUCUAUGGACGGAGACGGCAGAGCAGAAACAAAGGAGGCUACAGAAUGAAGUUCUCGGCAUCACAGAACCGGCAACUGCUGGAAGCUCAGACUCUAGUCGCAAGAGCAAGAGUCGUGAGGAGCAGAGGGCUCGCAAGAUCAAAGAAAACCUAGACAAGAGUCGUGGUGAGUCCCUAUACAUGCAGCACAAAGAGCGCAAUACUGUCGAAGAAGACGAUCCAAGCAAACGUGCCUUUGAUCGGGAGAAAGACAUGGGUGUCGGGUUGAAAUUGGGACAUGCACAGCGUAAAGAACUGAUGAACCGUGCUGCGGAUUUUGGAUCAAAGUUUUCUGGUGGUGGCUUCCUAUAGAUUUUAUCACGAGGUGCUUAUAUUAUUUGAGUAUUCAAUAUUAUAUUAUGAAGAACGCAGA